AUGAAUUCCAAUUUUGCGGCUUUAAUUUGUAAAGAUAUCCUGCGUACGAUCUUCGAAAAGCUUCCGGUGGUAGAUCUAGCACGGUCGGCGUGUGUGUGCAGGUUGUGGAGUUCAGUAGCUUCUGAUCGAGAGAUUCAGGUUAGGGCUUUCAAGGCGCCGUGGAAAUUAAGGAAGCAUGUAAUGUUGUUCUCUAUUCACAUCGCUCAGCCACCACACUCCUCCCUCUCUAUGUUGCAAUCACAGAUACACACCACCGUUAAAAUCACAGCACUCCUUCACACUCCUACCAGCAUAAGCUUCCAUAUUCUUGAACCUCAUCUUCGAACCGGAAGCGUGAGUAUCCCAAACAUGGUUCCUUUAAAAAAGGAAUACAUGUUAAAAGAAGAGUUCAGACUUUCGAGUAUUACAACUGAAGACUCGGUACCUGAGAGAAAAGCUCUUAAUCGCAUCAAGUUUGAAAUACCUUAUUUUUUACAGUUUCAAGAAUACAGGGAACCUCUGUUAUGGUGUAAAAGAAGAUGUUGUAUAAUCUCCUACCCAUGCCCUUUCUAUUAUUGCAGCAGGAGAAGCUCUCAAUCUGAUAUGGAAGCUAAUUUGUUUAAGCUCAUGGAAAGGCGGGGCUAUGGGCAAGAAUAUAUAAAUCGUUACAAGAUGAUAACAAGUUAUUUUUGUAUGUGGCACAACAUGUGUUGGAAAGUCAACAAUUGCUACCCAGCUUGGUCAAAGGCUAAACUUUCCAAAUGUUUUACAGGACUUACUGUAAGUUUGAAAAACCAGAUUCGUGUAACUUUUGCUGCAGGCCCAUCUUCUCUUGAAGAAGAUCUUGAUAGAGUGAAGUCUUUUUGCCAAAAGCAUUCUCAUCAGCAAAAGGCUAUUUUUCUAGUAGUGCCUUUUGUCUUACAGUUGUUAUAUUGA
Molecule: messenger RNA, 915 nt
Organism: Lactuca saligna
Lineage: Eukaryota; Viridiplantae; Streptophyta; Magnoliopsida; Asterales; Asteraceae
Source: the annotation of a GenBank genome assembly